Morone saxatilis (striped sea-bass) is the source of this 3493-nucleotide messenger RNA. RefSeq names its product ubiquitin specific peptidase 2a (gene usp2a). The transcript is spliced from 14 exons. Gene Ontology annotation, biological process: protein deubiquitination. The coding region runs from base 342 to 2180 and encodes 612 amino acids. The record is from RefSeq and is a predicted model, not a curated record. Gene Ontology annotation, molecular function: cysteine-type deubiquitinase activity. NCBI's taxonomy places the organism in Eukaryota, Metazoa, Chordata, Actinopteri, Moronidae. Gene Ontology annotation, cellular component: cytoplasm.
CUAUAUUUACCGGCUCUGUAACUUGAUCUGUGGCAUUCUGGAUCGCUGGGCUCAUACUAUCCUCUCACACUCUGGGGCCACAGCCUCCCAAGUAGCACCCCAUUGCUUUCUGUCUAUUGGCCUGGCCGCUCAGAACAACAAGGGAGUGAUCAGUGUCACAACGCCUGUGUGUGUGUGUACACUGUGGGGUAACAACACUAGAAUGAGCCGCCCCCGAGCCAUCACAGUCUGCAGGGACUGACACACACCGCUACAAAUACGGCAGUCGAUGCAGUCUUCCAGAGGCUCUCCCUCCCUGUGGCUGAGAAACCAGCAGCAGCAGCAUCAGCAGCAGCAGCAGCAUGUCCCGCGUCUCCUCAACCGCCAAGCGCUACGCUGGCCCCUCCUACACCAGCCACUACAGCUCCUACAGCUCCUCCCUGACCCCGGGCCUUAGCUCCUACAGCGACCGGGACAGGCUGUCCUCCUACAAGUCCCCCACGUCCUCCUCCUCCACCUCUUCCUCAGGUUACUCCUCGUCCAGCUAUUUGAGCAGCUCUGCCGCCCGCAGCCGCAACUACAGCACCUCCUCAGACCCCGACCGCGACCGGGGCCGAACCAUCCCACGCACCGACAUCCUAGGAAGCAGCAGCAGCAGCAGCAGCCGCCGGAGCGAGAGCCUCAGCAGGACCCCCGUCAAGAGCUAUGGAGGGUCGGGGCUGAGUGGGGGGUCAGCCUACACUGGCUACAGUUCCUACUCUUCGUCCUCGGCGCAGUCUAGCUACCUCUCCUCUUCAUCGGUGGCCUCCAGCAUCUCGCUCAACCGACGAAAAUCUGUAUCCCAGAGUGACUUGAGCAGGGACCUGGCCUCUCUGGGCCUCAAUGACACCUCCUCCUCCUCUUCCUCCACCCCGUCUUCUUCCACCAGUGCCCUGCGGAGCUACCGCAGUCGGGCCAGCGAUGUGGCCAACUCGUACGGCACUAGCUCCCGCCCGGGAUACUCAGGCCUGUCGCGGAGCUCUACUCAGGAGGCCCUCUCGCGGAGCUCCACCCAGGAGGCCUUCAGCAGCAGCAGCAGCAGCAGCGGCAGCAGAGCAUACAGCUCUUCGACAUGGGAGCCAAGCAGUAACAGGCUGUCCGACUCCCCCACCAGGGACUCCACGAAUUCAAAGAGUGCCCAAGGCCUUGUGGGACUAAAGAACCUAGGAAAUACUUGUUUCAUGAACAGUAUUCUGCAGUGUCUCAGCAACACACACAGCCUGCGAGACUACUGCCUGCACAACUCGCACCGCAGAGACCUUAACAACAACAGCCGCACCAACACAGCCCUCAUGGAAGAAUUUGCCAAGCUCAUACAGACCAUGUGGACGUCGUCCAGCAGUGAGGCGGUUAGCCCAUCUGAAUUCAAAACUCAGAUCCAGAGAUAUGCUCCCAGAUUCGUGGGAUACAACCAACAGGAUGCUCAGGAGUUCCUGCGUUUCCUCCUGGACGGCCUGCACAACGAGGUCAACAGGGUCACCGUCAGGCCGAGAGGCACUGUAGAGGACUUUGACCACCUCCCGGAUGAAGAGAAAGGGAAGAAGAUGUGGAGUAAAUAUUUAGAGAGAGAAGACAGUAAGAUAGUUGACUUGUUCGUAGGGCAGCUGAAGAGCUCUCUGACCUGUAGCCACUGCGGGUUCUGCUCCACUGUCUUCGACCCUUUUUGGGAUCUCUCUCUACCUAUCGCCAAGAAGGGCUACGGUGAGGUGAGUCUGAUGGACUGCAUGCGGCUCUUCACCAAAGAAGACGUCCUCGACGGGGAUGAGAAGCCAACGUGCUACAGGUGUAAAGCCAGGAGGAGAUGCACUAAGAAGUUCACAAUACAGAAGUUCCCCAAGAUCUUAGUGCUGCACCUGAAACGCUUCUCUGAGGCACGAAGAACCAGCAAACUGUCCACCUUUGUUAACUUCCCCAUGAAGGAUCUUGACCUGAGGGAGUUCGCCUCCGAAAACAGCAUAAACGCAGUGUACAACCUGUAUGCAGUGUCCAACCACUCAGGCACCACUAUGGGCGGUCACUACACAGCCUACUGUCGCAACCCCAACUCGGGAGAAUGGUACACAUUUAAUGACUCCAGAGUAACGCCAAUGUCCUCCAGCCAAGUGCGCAGCAGCGACGCCUACGUCUUGUUCUACGAGCUGGCUUCCUCCUCACGGAUGUAAAGCCUCCUGGAGGACGGCGGACAACAGCACCACUCUGACUGACAGUCAGAUGGAUGGAAAAAUAAGAGUGUUGGUGGAGCCAGGCCUAUUUUGGACUUGUAUUUGGACAUAUAUCACACACACACACACACACACACAAAGGCGCACACCCCCACCAGCCUUGAGGCAGCUCUCUCCGCAGAGAGAGCUGGAGAGGGGAACACUCUGGAAACCACAGGAAUCUGAUCAACCAGCCCUGCUUUCUCUCCCUCUCUGUCUUUACUCUCGUGUCUUGCUCACUCUGGGUGGAGGUGUGUGUUUGUUUGUGUGUGUGUUUGUGUGUGUGUGUGAGUGUACAAGGCUGACAGGGCAAUAAUCCCAUCCGACCGUCCGACCAGUGAAACCGUCUCCAUCUCAGAAGUCCCUCUCUAUGCACUGCAAACCGAACUGUCAUCCUGACCGCGCCUUCACUUCUUUAUUUCUUCGACUGUCGAUCUUCUCGUUUGCCUCAAACCAUUAAAACUGACUUGUUGCAAUUUUUUCUGCUUUGAAUUCAUGUUGUUUUUAUGCUGUUUUUUUUUUCUGUUUGUUUUGUUUAGUUUUUUUGUCGGGGCGGGGGCUUAUUACCCCAGCACCGCAAGCAUCAUCAUCACCACCACCACUUUGGACUGUGGAUAGAUUGUGCUUAGUGUGUGACUGUAACAGGACUGGUCAUGGUUACAAGGAGCUUACAGCCCACCGGCCUGCUUCGCAGCUUGCCCUCCCACUGCACCACAACACUCCCAUGUCUCUGUCACUCUACUCUCUCUUUGUCUGAACAGUGGUUGGGAGGCCGGUGGCACUGUGAGCGCUACAUGUUUCAGAGGACGACCCUCUAACAUGUGUUUUAUUGACAUUUGUUUCCCCACGUGUGGCUGCUACUGAUGUUUUCAAAGUGCUGUGAAUGGAUGAAUGGACGAUGUGCUAAGGAUUAAUAAUAUAGACGAUAAUAAUGGUAACAAUCCUCAUCGUCAGCAUGAGGUCUUUUCUUCCUCUCUUGUUUCAUGCCAUUGAACAACACGGAAAGAAUGUUUUAAAGAAGAAACUAUAACACACUAUAUCUGUAUAUUUUUAUAUCCUGAUGCAAUAUAGAGAAUGUACUAUUCAAUGGUGCUGAAAAUGACCCAUAACUGUUUUCAGUUGGUUUAUUUCCCAGGUUUCAAGAGAGAAAAAAAAGUUAUUAUUUAUGCUUACAGGUGAAAAUGUGAUGAGUCACACUUUUUAACAGUGGCAGUCAAACACAUGAGUAUAUAAAUAUAUAUAUAUGAAUAAAAGUUAACAAAACGGUGGUUUUA